GCAUUCUGGGAUAUGCCCUUCUCCCUCGCCCCUCUCUAGGACCCCGCCCGACGCUUAGGUGGCCGCGGCGAUCGCCUGAGUCGCCGCCAUUAACGACGGUCGCGACGAUUAACGACUUUCCUGAGGCGAUUACAUGCACAAGAAGCACUGAAGCCACCAUGGAAAGCGACAGCCCAGAACCCUUAAAACCCAAGGAGUCUCCCUUCCACAGCAAGGUGACUCAAAGCAAGGAUCCUCAGAAAGCAGCCACUUCUCUGGAUGCUCCAGAGGCUGAGGGGGCAACAACCACAUCGGACCCUUGCCCUCCUCCCGAUGGUCCCGGUAGCCGAGAGUCUGUGGAAGGGACCCCUUCUUCCAAAUCAUCGGUCUCCCAGAAGGAAACGGAAGCACUCUCUCUCCUGGAUGUCUUGAGGAUCUCUGCCGUUCUGGAAGACACCUUGGGUCAGCUGUCCAUCCUCAGCUUCGUCAUGCCCGUUCCAUAUGAGAGCGAACCAGAAGACACUAGGGGAAGCCGAGAAAUGGGGAUAGAUGUUCCAAGCCCCAUAGUCACGGGAAACAAGCCAGAAACCCCAACAAACUCCCGGAGAGGAACCGUUCCCUCGCUGUUAGCCGAAGGGCCAAAGUCGACCAAAUACAGCCUGAAGGAUCAGGAGGCGAGUCAAGCUGACCCGACGAUAGACCACCUCAUCAACAAACCCACAAAGCAGACCAUAUUGACCGUGGAGACCCUCAAGAAAGUUCAAGCCGAUAGGCAGUUUGCAAGUGAUGUGAUCGCUGAGACCCUUCAGGAGAUGCAAGUUUCGGGCAUGUUUACAAGUCUCGUGAGAGCUCUGGAGAGAGAAAAAGAGAAGAAAACCCAUUUCCAUGACAUUGUUGUCAGGGAGGAACAAGGAAGGAAACAGAUACGAUCACUUCAGAAACAGCUACAAGACGUCAAAAGAGAACGAGAGAUAAAAGUCCAGAGUCAGAAAGAGCACAUCGCGUACCUCAAGGACCAGCUGCAGGAGAUGAAGGCCAAGACCAACAUGGAGAGCCGGUACGUGAAGAAGACCACGGAGCUGCAGAUCGUCCAGACCCAGAACAAAUGCGACAGGGCCGAAGAGAACCUGCUGGACGAGAUAGAGAGGCUAAAGCUCAGAACCGACGAAGAGACCCGGGUCCACACGGAAAUCGAAAACUUCCUUAAAAAGGAGCUGGUGAAGCUGGAGGAGAAGCUGGAGUACUGGAUGGAGAAGUAUGAUAAGGACACCGAAGCCAAACAGAAUGAACUGAACAGUCUCAAAUCUGCCAAGGCCGCAGACCUGAUCAACCUGCAGGAAUUGGCCCGGGAGUUAAUGGAGUUUGAACAGGUCAUCAUCGAGGACCGGCUAGAAAAGGAGAAGGCCAGGAAUAAAAUUGAACAGGAUGCCCGGGAGCUGAAGAGCAUCAUUAAGCUCCAGGCUUGGUGGCGAGGCACAGUCGUGCGACGAGAACUGGGGAAUUUCAAGCUGCCCAAGAAGGAGAAAGGCGGCGGCAAGAACGGUAAAGGCAAGGGGAAGGCGGCCAAGGGCGGGGCCAAGAAGAAAAAGUGACGGUGGCGGCGGCGGCGGGGCCGUGGGAACCCUUUCUUCCCGUCCGCCCUUCUGGCAGGGGCGGCGGGUGGAAGUAGGGUGGGUAGGGAAGGGGUCAGCAACACCGCUGCCUCUUCUUCCCCAUGGUCAGCCCUCCAGCGUGACACCACUGCUUAGAUAGAAGUACCUUCGGUUGAUCGUUUGCAAGUUCACCCCUAAAAUAAGUUGAUUUUUCAAACAGGAAGUUUAGGACCAAAGUUUGGGUCCCGCCUUUACUUGGAAUCGGUUAUUUGCUUCAAUUUCUGCCCCCAGCCAUCGUCCCCCAGCCUUGGGAAAUGAACCCGAGGCUGGCGAAAGCAGCCCGGCCCCAGGCCGGCAGCCUGGGGAACAGCGGUUGCUGUUCCCGGGCCCGGCCACGCGUUAAAACCGUUGAGUUGC
Molecule: messenger RNA, 1988 nt
Organism: Tachyglossus aculeatus (Australian echidna)
Lineage: Eukaryota; Metazoa; Chordata; Mammalia; Monotremata; Tachyglossidae
Gene: IQCG
Product: IQ motif containing G
Exons: 12
Coding region: 159-1571 (470 amino acids)
Biological process (GO): cilium organization; sperm axoneme assembly
Cellular component (GO): cytoplasm; sperm flagellum
Molecular function (GO): protein binding
Source: RefSeq, a predicted model, not a curated record